AUGCGAGUCUUUUGGGGGCGCGUCGCGCUGCGGGGGUUGCUGUGUGGCUCGUGGGCCCCGGGCCCGAGCCCCCUGCGGCACAGCUCCGGAGGGCCCUCGUGGACCCAGGAGCGGACCCUGGUGGCGGUGAAGCCGGAUGGGGUGCGGCGGAGGCUGGUGGGGGACGUGAUCCGGCGCUUUGAGAGGCGUGGCUUCAAGCUGGUGGGGAUGAAGAUGCUGCAGGCACCGGAAAGCAUCCUUGCUGAACAUUACCAUGACCUUCGGAGGAAGCCCUUCUACCCGGCCCUCGUCAGCUACAUGAGUUCUGGCCCCGUGGUGGCCAUGGUCUGGGAAGGCCACAACGUGGUCCACGCCUCAAGGGCCAUGAUCGGAGACACAGACGCAGCUGAAGCCGCCCCGGGGACCAUCCGGGGAGACUUCGGCGUCCACAUCAGCAGGAACGUCAUCCAUGCCAGCGACUCUGUGGAAGGGGCUCAGCGGGAGAUCGGGCUGUGGUUCCGGAGCAGUGAGCUGGUGGACUGGCCGGACCGGGGCCCCCACAGCAGUGUUUCCCCAGCGUGAGGGCUCCAGCUGCUCUUGCCCACGCCCGUAUGGCCAGAACCAACUACCUCUGUCAACGAGACUCAGCUCACACCCACACUCUGCCCACCUUUGCAAACCACCUCGUUGGCGACCUUCUCCCCCACACGGGCUGAGGUGUUUGAGCCAUCAACUGUAUGUGCCUUUUUGUGUCCUAAUCC
Molecule: messenger RNA, 740 nt
Organism: Trichechus manatus latirostris (Florida manatee)
Lineage: Eukaryota; Metazoa; Chordata; Mammalia; Sirenia; Trichechidae
Gene: NME4
Product: NME/NM23 nucleoside diphosphate kinase 4
Exons: 5
Coding region: 1-561 (186 amino acids)
Biological process (GO): UTP biosynthetic process; CTP biosynthetic process; GTP biosynthetic process
Molecular function (GO): nucleoside diphosphate kinase activity
Source: RefSeq, a predicted model, not a curated record